GUAUCUGUGCAGGUGUGUGAGAGUAAGUGUGGGGCCUCAUGCCUGUGUAAAUGAUGUGAACAGGUAAUCACUUGCAUUAGUGUUUCAACAAAUGUACCAGGCAUGGGAUUGCAUCAACACAGUAUAACGUGUGACCUUUUACUGAAUCUGUCUAGGCAGAUCGUAUGGCCAUGGGUCCCUCCUGUACCUGUGAGUGGGGCAGUAUCUGAGGAAGAUGGGUGCCCCUUGAAGGGGCGGUAGUGAGAGCUGGGUGGGUGUGUGCCCGCCGGUGCCUUUGUGUGCUUGCGUGUCUCCGAGUCUCUCUGUUGGCAGCUCUGAGUUUCUGUGUGUCUCUGUGUCUGUGUGUGUGUGUGUGUGUGUGUGUGUGUGUGUCUCCCUGGGUCUCUGCCUCAUCGUGUGUGUCUUGCUCUCCCUUGGCGGGGAGGGGAUUGGUCACGCAUGACUCAUCUUGAACCGAGCGGGGCUCCAGCGGCAGGGCGGCCGCAGUUGCAGCUGGAGAGGGAGGAGGACAAGGAGGAAGGAGAGGAGGAGGAAGACUACCAGGAGGGGGAGGAGGAGAAGAAGGAGGGGGCGGGGGCCUCUCCAAGUUUGUCGGGACCUUCUCCCGAGGCAGCGGCGGCGGCAACCAGGGAGGCCGGGGCUGCGCUUGGGCCGGGGGCGGGGGCUGGGGCCGGGCCCGGGGCGGCGGGGCCGGCGCCUCGGCUCUCCUCCUGCUCCUGCAGCAGCCUCUGCUCCCACUGCGGCCGUGGCCCCCUUCGACGCUACUCUCUGCGCUACGCGCCCGCUGAUCCCGCGGUUCCCCGGCCCAUGUACUGGAAGCAUGAGAACGCCGCCCCGGCGCUGCCCGAGGGCUGCAGGCUGCCGGCCGAGGGCGGCCCCGCCACCGACCAGGUGAUGGCCCAGCCAGGGUCCGGCUGCAAAGCGACCACCCGCUGUCUUGAAGGGACCGCGCCGCCCGCCAUGGCGCAGUCUGACGCCGAGGCCCUGGCAGGAGUCCUGGACAAGGACGAGGGUCGGGCCUCGCCAUGUACGCCCAGCACGCCAUCUGUCUGCUCGCCGCCCUCUGCCGCCUCCUCCGUGCCGUCUGCCGGCAAGAACAUCUGCUCCAGCUGCGGCCUCGAGAUCCUGGACCGGUAUCUGCUCAAGGUCAACAACCUCAUCUGGCACGUGCGGUGCCUCGAGUGCUCCGUGUGUCGCACGUCGCUGAGGCAGCAAAACAGCUGCUACAUCAAGAACAAGGAGAUCUUCUGCAAGAUGGACUACUUCAGCCGAUUCGGGACCAAGUGUGCCCGCUGUGGCCGACAGAUCUACGCCAGCGACUGGGUGCGGAGAGCUCGCGGCAACGCCUACCACCUGGCCUGCUUCGCCUGCUUCUCCUGUAAGCGCCAGCUGUCGACUGGUGAGGAGUUUGGCCUGGUGGAGGAGAAGGUGCUCUGCCGAAUCCACUACGACACAAUGAUCGAGAACCUCAAGAGGGCCGCCGAGAACGGGAACGGCCUCACGUUGGAGGGGGCAGUGCCCUCGGAACAGGACAGUCAGCCCAAGCCGGCCAAGCGCGCGCGGACGUCCUUCACCGCUGAACAGCUGCAGGUUAUGCAGGCGCAGUUCGCGCAGGACAACAACCCCGACGCUCAGACGCUGCAGAAGCUGGCGGACAUGACGGGCCUCAGCCGGAGAGUCAUCCAGGUGUGGUUUCAAAACUGCCGGGCGCGUCAUAAAAAGCACACGCCGCAGCACCCAGUGCCGCCCUCGGGGGCGCCCCCGUCCCGCCUUCCCUCCGCCCUGUCCGACGACAUCCACUACACCCCGUUCAGCAGCCCCGAGCGGGCGCGCAUGGUUACCCUGCACGGCUACAUCGAGAAUGGAGUCUUGCUCUGUCAUCCAGGCUGGAGUGUAGUGAUCUUGGCUCACUGCAACCUCUGUUUCGUGGGUUCAAGUGAUUCUCCUGUCUAGCCUCCUGAGUAGCUGCGAUUACAGGCGCCUACACUGUGCCUGGCUAAUUUUGUAUUUUUCGUAGAGACAGGUCUCUACCAACAUGGUGGCCAAGCUGGUCUUAAACUCUUGACCUCUAUCUCUCCAGCCCACACUGGGUCCCUCUGCCUUGAAUGUCCAGCUGAGACCCACUCCUCCAUACUCAUCAAAGCCCAGUCUGCCCAUCACAGCUGGAGUGAGGCCUCCUUGACACCUUCCCCAUUCCCCAACACAUAAGCCUUCUCAGUUGCUCCAUCUGGGGCACCCCGUACCCCUGCGUCUUUCCAGUCUUUGCCCAUGUGGCUCCUUCCCUUCCAUGUAGCAGAAUCCAAUCAUCAUCCUUUUAGACCUAGCCAAACUCCACCUUUUCCAGGACACCAUCUGGACUGCUUGGGACACACUGAUGCUCUUUUCUGUGUGUGUGGCACACAGUGAAUGUAGCUCCUGACACCACUGAAACAGGGACACUCCCAGUUUUCUGGAAAGAAGCUCAUAUUUAAUAUUUAAAGUUAAACAUCAUAGGAAAUAUAGAAUUGUGUUGGACUGCUUCCUAUGCUUUUUUAUGGUUUAUGUUAUUUUGAUUUCUAAACUGUAUUUUGAGGGGUGGGAGUUUCCUUAUGGUCUUUUCAACAUGAGGUUCCCUAAAGGACCCAGGCCUCUGUCCAGAGAACACCUACCCCAGUCCUGUGACUGUCUAUUUUUAUAUAUGUUCCCUCUAGCCCUGUACUGGUCUUGGUGGGGGCCAGGCACAGGGUCUGAUCCCCAUGUGAAACCCUGGUGGAUGCAGGGCCUCAACAAAGGCCUGUGUCUAGGGGGAGAUUUGGAGGCUUAAGGCUCUAGGUGCAUAAGAAAUGAUGAAGAUGAUGGGGACAUAUCCAUAACAGAAUGCCCAGGGCUGGGUAGACAGAUCAGAAAAUCACAGGCCUCUAGUCCAGUCUUGAAACUAGAAUCAAAAGCAGAUGGGAGGAGGCCAGAGUGCAGUUUGCCAUGGUAACACUGGCUCCUCCCUUUGGGAUGUGAAGUUAAGGAGGCCCCUGCUUUCCACCUUUUCACCCUGGGUGUAAAAGGAUCACAACUGUGAUUGCCAACAUGCACCAAGGCCUUCACUUGGGCCAGCUGCUGUUCUUGUCGGAGAUGACACCAUCUCACUUCAUGCAUGUCAUCUCACUUCAGGCCACAAUCCUGGAAGGGAGGUCUAUUUCUGUCCCCAUUUUUCAGAUGAAGAAACUAAAGCUCAGAGACAUUAAGGGCCUAGCUCAAGGUCACUCAGCUGGUGAGUGGCAGAACUGGGAUCUGCUUGCAGAUCUGGCUGGCUCUAAGUCCCUGCCUGUAGCCCUGUCUGCCUUCCUGGACCUGAGGGGUUUCAGUCAACAGCCCUGAGUUCCAGAGCCUGAGCUGAGGAAGAGAGUAGGUUCCUGCCCCAUGGGCUCUGGCUUUCCACUCACUUCUAUUAAAGGAGACAAAACAAAGCAUUAUAGUGCUGGCUCAGGUUGACUCCAGCCGCGGAAGGGGAAGCUGUGUCCUUCAGAUGCCUCCAGGAGGCUACCAUGGGGGUUGGGGGGCAGGGGAGGUAUUGUUACCGGAAUCCAAUGGGCACCAUGGCUGGAAGGGGAAUUUCCAGGGCCUUUGGAAUUGGGGUGGGGAGAGAGGAUGGCAAUGGGCAAUUCCUGCAGUCCAGGGAGAGGUGGCAAGCUGGGCAGGCUGUUAUUCCUAGAGCAAAGGUCUUGACAGGGCUCUAUGGAUGGCUUCCAAGUGACCAAUCCCUCCCUCUGUAGGCAAAAUUCUGUUUGUGAAUUCCAGUGUAUUUCUCUGGGGAGAAGUCCAUAGCUGGGCCUAGAUUCUCAGAAAGGUUCAUGGUUCAGGAAAGGCCACAGCAUAUCUCGUCAGUUCAGAGCAUGGCCUCCAGUGUCAGAGGGACCUGGGUUCAUAUCCUGGUUCCUCCCUUUACUACCUGCUUGAUCAUCAGUAAAUAACUUACCCCCGAGCCUCAGUUUCCCUAUCUGCCAAAUGCGAAUAAGGGUCUAUUCCUCAAAGAACUGGGAUGUGGUAAGUUCCUGGCAGCGUGGAGGCAUCCAAUACUCAUAACUUUCCUUCCUACCCCUUUUGCUUACAGCAAAUGCCCGUCUGCUGGCAGGGAUGUGUGAUUGGUGCGGGCAUUUCAUUUGGCAGUUACAGCAUAUUAUCCCUCCACAAAGCCUUCAUUACAGUGCUGCUAACAACACUGCAGAUAAAGCAUGGAUGUCCCUGUGUGCCAGCCUCCAGGUGAUUAUAACAUUUCGGUAAAUUGCCUUUUGUCUCGCUGGAGGGAUGACAGCAGGAGGGGACUGUGGGGGAGUCUCACUCGGCCAUUUUGCAAAAACCACAAGGGAGGCACUGUGGCAAGGUAGCCUGGGUUUGCAGAAGGAUUUCCGGCCAGCAGUGAGAAACCAGGGUGCCGGCCCUGGCUCUACCACAGGCAGACUAUAUGGGGUUGGACACGUGAUUUGCCCUCUCUGGGUCUCAGAUUUCUCAUCUGUCAGGCAAAGCCCGUGGCUUCAAGACCAAGGGAGUCUUGGUUUGUCAGUGACAUUGAAAGACGUUUAUUGGCCAAUUUUUGAGGAAGAAAGUGGGCAGAGAACUCUCUUGGGAAUAGUCAUCUGCAACCUUACACUCUUUGGAUAUGUACUUUUUAUAUCUCUAUAAAAUAUAGGGCUGCUAGGAAGGCUCUCGGUUGUUUCUUUCUUUCACUCGUACACUCCAAUUUCUCAUUCAAAGUCAACUCUAACAUUAUCUUUAGCUUUGGAGUCAACUGGACCUGGCUUCCAAUUCCAGCUCUGCCAUUUGCUAUCAGUUUGACUUUGGGCAGGCAUUUCACCUUGCCUCAGUUUCAUCAUCUGUAAAGUGGGAAUAACAAGGAUAACUACUUUGUGGGGCUACUGUGGAGAUUAAAUAAAAUAAAAUACAUGUAAAGUGCUUAGACCAGUGCCUGGAACACAGUAAGCAGUUGGCAAAUGCUGGCUAUUAUUAUUAGCCUGCUUUAUCACCUGAAACAGUAUAUGGAUACCUUUAUGUAUGAAUAGAUCUAUUUCUUUGCUGCCAUUUUUAAUGAUUGCAUUGUAUUCUAUAGUAAGAAUAAAGUAUAUGUUAUUUAACCA
Messenger RNA from Callithrix jacchus (white-tufted-ear marmoset), 5105 nucleotides. It is a transcript of the gene LHX6, whose product is annotated as LIM homeobox 6. Gene Ontology annotation, cellular component: nucleus. Lineage: Eukaryota; Metazoa; Chordata; Mammalia; Primates; Cebidae. Gene Ontology annotation, biological process: regulation of transcription by RNA polymerase II; forebrain neuron development; neuron differentiation. The record is from RefSeq and is a predicted model, not a curated record. Gene Ontology annotation, molecular function: RNA polymerase II transcription regulatory region sequence-specific DNA binding; DNA-binding transcription factor activity, RNA polymerase II-specific.